Messenger RNA from Fusarium mangiferae, 2529 nucleotides. RefSeq lists its product as uncharacterized. The transcript has 5 exons. Gene Ontology annotation, molecular function: protein serine/threonine kinase activity; ATP binding. Bases 1 to 2529 code for a protein of 842 amino acids. Gene Ontology annotation, cellular component: cytoplasm. The record is from RefSeq and is a predicted model, not a curated record. Lineage: Eukaryota; Fungi; Ascomycota; Sordariomycetes; Hypocreales; Nectriaceae. Gene Ontology annotation, biological process: regulation of MAPK cascade; intracellular signal transduction; protein phosphorylation.
AUGGACGGCCCCGGAUAUACCUCUGCGUCGUCUGCGUCUGCUCAUACCGCAACUUCACAUCGUCGCAAGCUCAUUAAGAAACCUCCCACUUACGCCUACGCUCGCUCCUCAUCUGGCUUCGAUGGUGGUGCCUUCGACGCCCAGUCCCUCGAGAGCAAACGCAGUUCCCAGAGUCUGAGAAGAGCCCCCAGCGCUCCCCCAGCCCGCUCAAACCCCGCGACCGUGUCCGACUGGCAAGACUCUGAUCGAUCUCAUCCUCAAUUAUCCGCCAACAGCAACACUCUAAGACCUGUCCCAUCGCCCAUCUCACCUCAGGGCGACUUCACCCCCGCUAAUCACUGGGCGCCUGUCCCCCGUCAUUCCGACCGUCUCUCCGAUUCUCACCUCCGCCCUCUCAGUAAGACAGCGGUGCCUGACGACCUGAUCGGCGCUCCUUUUGACGGCGCUGCUAUUCUGAACCGCAUUGAAUCGAUCAAAAUUCCUAGUCCGAAGGCUGCUGCCCCUCGUCAAUUUCCUCCCCAAAUCGUCAAGGUGCCUACCGACUAUAGGCUCGCUAGUCCUGCCCUACGAACUUCGACCAGCUUCUCCGCGAUGGACUCGUCUCUGAACGAGAAGAGCCUUGGCCCAAGGGCUCCAACUGAUGGGCCUUCGAUCAACCCCAAGAGAUAUUCCGACGAUGGCAAGGACCUCAAGCCCGCUGUUCUACGAAAGAAGUCAGGUUUUUCCGGUUUCAUGAACAGUUUGGUAGGAUCGCCCAAGAAGCCCGUUAUCUCUGCACCCGAGAAUCCCGUCCACGUUACUCAUGUCGGCUAUGAUAGUUCCACAGGCCAGUUCACAGGUUUGCCAAAAGAAUGGCAGCGGCUUAUCAACGAAAGCGGAAUUCCUGAAAAGGAAAGGCGAGAAAACCCGCAAACUAUGGUUGAUAUCUUGCAGUUCUACAAAGAGACCACGGAGAGGCCCCCAGAGGAUCAGGUCCUUGAGAAAUUUCAUCAUGCUGGUCAGUAUGCCACCUCUCCGGCAACUGCAGCAUCACCGGGCAUGUACCCGUCAAACUAUAUGGGAAGUUUUGAGAAUCCCCGAGCACCACCGCCUGUUCCCCGAGGCCAGGUUGGUAAGGACCUGAUGCCCAGUCGCCCAGCCCCGAAACCGCCCGUCAGCAUGAGCAAUCGGCAUAUGCCUCAAGGCGCAUAUUCGACCAAAGACUCAGGCAUCGGUAUGUCUCAGUCCGGCGACGAAUCUUACGGCAUGUCAAAGGAUGCUGGCCCUAUGCUCCCCGAAGAGCACCGAUCGAGAUCCAAUUCGCGCGUCGCUGGACCUACAUACGCCCCAACUGCACCGCAGCCCAACCCACAACUCGCCCAGGCGCAAGCCGCCGCUUAUCAACAGCAACUUAUGCAGCAGCAACAAGAGCAAGCCAUGGCUCAGGCCCAAGCUGCCAUGUCUGGCAGCAUCGGUCGUGCUCCUAGUAAACGAACUCCUCAUCCCCAGAACCCGAACAUGCAAGCUGCUCCAGGUUACGGCCGUGCCCCCGAGUCUAAUGGUGUACACAACGCUCCUCGUCAGCAGGCUCCUGGAGCAGCCGUGCCUGGGGCUAGGCCACGACACCGGGCUCGUCAGAGCGCAGGCCUUGACAUCGUUGCUGCCCUCAAGCGCAUCUGUAGCGAAGGCGACCCUCGAGACAUAUACCGAGGAUUCAACAAAAUCGGCCAGGGUGCAUCUGGAGGUGUUUUCACCGGUCACGAGCGUGGCACGAACAGAUUGGUGGCUAUCAAGCAGAUGAAUCUCGAACAGCAACCUAAGAAGGACCUGAUUAUCAACGAGAUUCUUGUCAUGAAGGAUAGUUCACAUCCCAACAUCGUCAACUUCAUCGACAGUUAUCUGUGUGGUGGCGAGCUGUGGGUCGUCAUGGAGUUUAUGGAGGGAGGCAGCCUUACGGAUGUUGUCACCUUCAAUAUCAUGUCUGAGGGGCAGAUCGCUUCUGUGUGUCGCGAGACCCUUCUUGGUCUGCAACAUCUGCAUUCCAAGGGAGUCAUUCACCGAGAUAUUAAGUCGGACAACAUCUUGCUAUCCUUGGAGGGCAAGAUCAAGUUGACCGAUUUUGGAUUCUGUGCGACCAUCAAUGAAGCCCAGAACAAGCGAACAACCAUGGUGGGUACACCCUACUGGAUGGCGCCCGAAGUCGUUACUAGGAAAGAGUACGGGCGCAAGGUUGACAUUUGGUCUCUGGGUAUCAUGGCUAUCGAAAUGAUAGAAGGCGAGCCACCAUACCUGACGGAAUCCCCCCUGCGUGCGCUUUGGUUGAUUGCAACCAACGGAACUCCUCACAUUAAGAAUGAACAGGAUCUUUCUCCUGUGUUCAAGGACUUCCUCUACUUUGCACUCAAGGUCGAUCCGGAGAAGCGGGCCAGUGCUCAUGAUCUGCUGAGGCAUGAAUUCAUGAAGCAGUGUGUUGACCUAGGUCAACUAUCGCCAUUGGUGCGAGCCGCUCGAGAACAGAGGGCGCAAGAAAAGGCUCGCAAGGGGCAGUAG